AUGACAACUAGCAUUGAAUCGACUUAUUUGGAGGGUCACAACCCUACGUCUCAUCCUAUCUUUAAGAGAAAUUAUCUAUCAUCCUCUUUUCAAGAAACAUCUCCUAGAUUUUUUUUCACCACAAAUAGGGACAAUAGAGUAGUUGUCGUUCAAGAUGGUUCUAUAAGAUGGUGCUAUACAUUUAGUCAAAAUUAUCAUUCUUAUACGAUUGCAUCUAGAAAUUUUGAUAUUAAAGAUUCAUUAAUUAGUAACUCAGGAUCAUUCGUAUGUUAUUAUUCAGAUACUGACAUUAGUAUCAUGGAGAUCCCAUGGUCUCAUUCUAAUUCAGUAAAUGCUUCAAGCAGCCACUGUAUUCAAAAAUAUCGGUACUCUUUCAAGAAAUAUUCUUUAACCGUUAAGCAAGUUCUUUUCCACCCAUUAGCAACUUUAGAGUCUUGCUUGGUGGUUUUGCUUUCUGAUGACACAAUUGUUUUUAUUGAUUUCUCAAAAUCUUUCGACUUAUUAUCAUCUGACUAUAUUUUAAAUAAAAAGUCUAAAUCUAUUGGUCUUUCUAGCCAAAUAUCGGAUAUUCAAAGUUUAACAUUUAGUCAAGAUGGCUUAACAUUAUAUGCAUUAAGCUCAUCUGCUGCUACUGACGUAUAUGCCUUUUAUCCAUGCUUACCACCUUCGGCUCAAUUUUCUUUGGAACAAUUGGAAAACUUAGUUAAUAAAUCGGUAGUACAAUAUGAGGAAUUACGUGAAGAUGAUCCAACAGCACUGAAAAUAAAUAUAAUUAAGCAACUAAAAUUUACCAGUGAUCUAUAUAAAAAGGGUAAGAGAGCUCUAGAAGAAGAUACUGACUCUAAAACCUGGAAAUAUGAUGUACCUUUAGAAUACCGUUUAAUUAGGCCUCAGGGCCCUUUCACAAUCUCACCAUUCCCGGAUUCUCUAUAUUAUUCAUCUCCAACACAUAUAGUGUCAGUUCCUAUCGAUACAACCAAUGAAUUGCUUGUAUUAUCAUUUAGUGAUGGGUCUGUUGUUAGUUUGUUCCAAGAUUUGGAAUUGACUAUGUCUUGGGAUCAAGAUAACUUUAAUGAAAACAAUUCAUUAGUAUUAUUAGAAUUAAUUAAAACCAAGGAACAGAAUAUUCGUAAAUUGACCACUUAUGCGCACCAAUACGGUACGUUUUAUAUAUUGGGCUCCGUUAAAAAUUUCGAAGUAUUGACAUCUCAUUGGUCAUCAACUUUGGCCAUAUGUAUCAAAUCUUCUGAUAUCAGAGAUUUAUCAAACCUGCUAAUUAAAAGUGUAAUCAAACCAUUCGAUAAUGCUGCAUAUGAGUUAACUUCUGGUGGCUGGUGGUGUUCUCCUACAAUUUCAUCUUUACUAUUUAUAAAUAAAUCAACGGUUAUAGAGCUUAAUGAGAAACCAAAAUUACUUCUAUCAGAUGAUACUACCCAUCUUUUGACUUCGGAGCUAGCUCAGAAAUAUAUUCCACCAUUAGAAGACAAAAUAUUCAAAAUUGAACUUCCAAUGGGUAUUCUAAUAUCCGAUUUAAAUAAUAUGAAUACGGUUUUUAAGGAGGAGUCCAAUAAGCAAUUGACAAUUCCAAUCCCUUCGCAGGAAAGAAACGUUACUUUAUUUAAUAAAACGAAUGAGAAUCAACUUGAAACUUUAACAAAGAUUUCAAAAGUUAUAGGUAUCAAGAUCUCUAUGGGACAAAGCCUGGGAUUUGGCAUAUAUAAUAAAAUUCUAGACCAGCAAAAUAUCGUUGAAUUACAAUUAAGGCAGACCCAACGUUUACUAGAAAAAGAAAAGAUUUUGAAUACCAAAUAUAACGAACAAGCAGACAAAUUGCGUGCGUUUACUGAAAGACAAGAAAAAUUAAUGUCUCGAUUACUCAUUAUGAAUGAGAAACUGAAAAAGGCUGACCUUGACACCAACUUAUUAAAUAUAUCCAUUAGUAAAAAGGAAUUGGAAUUCUUCAAGGAAAUUAGAAAACAAGUUUUAUUAUUUAAUGAAUUUGUUCAUAAACAGAAGGAUCAACACGAUACUCUUCUCUUUAUUAAAAAAGAAUUAAUCCGUAUUAAGGGUGAAAAUGCCAUUGUCGAUGAAAAUGACUUCAAGCAAUGGGAUAGGUUGAGAGAUAUGUUGCAUGAUGAUGCUACUACUAUCGAAACAUGCACUGAAAGUAUCAAAAAUAUCAACUUUGAUCUUGAUAGAGCAUUGAAAAAAGAUUCUCUCUCAAUCUAA
Henningerozyma blattae CBS 6284 is the source of this 2229-nucleotide messenger RNA. RefSeq names its product linker nucleoporin NUP82 (gene NUP82). Lineage: Eukaryota; Fungi; Ascomycota; Saccharomycetes; Saccharomycetales; Saccharomycetaceae. Gene Ontology annotation, biological process: ribosomal large subunit export from nucleus; protein import into nucleus; mRNA export from nucleus. The coding region runs from base 1 to 2229 and encodes 742 amino acids. The record is from RefSeq and is a predicted model, not a curated record. Gene Ontology annotation, molecular function: structural constituent of nuclear pore. Gene Ontology annotation, cellular component: nuclear pore. The transcript has a single exon.